This is a messenger RNA of Misgurnus anguillicaudatus (oriental weatherfish), 1855 nucleotides long. RefSeq names its product abhydrolase domain containing 10, depalmitoylase a (gene abhd10a). The record is from RefSeq and is a predicted model, not a curated record. Gene Ontology annotation, molecular function: palmitoyl-(protein) hydrolase activity; hydrolase activity, hydrolyzing O-glycosyl compounds. Gene Ontology annotation, biological process: protein depalmitoylation. Lineage: Eukaryota; Metazoa; Chordata; Actinopteri; Cypriniformes; Cobitidae. Gene Ontology annotation, cellular component: mitochondrion.
AACUAGUAUGUACUGGCGUAACACCAGAAAGAUGUUUGUUUACAACUAGUUUCAGUUUGUUAUUUGUUUAAUUGAACCGUAAAUGCCGUCGUCUUUUUGAUCGGAUGACUUUACAGUAAGACAGAUAACUUGUACAUCUGCCGUGAAGAUGACUGAUGCACAUGGAGAGAAAUCAUUUGUAUUUGACCUCCUAUCCAAGCGCCAUCAAAGACAGUUAACAAGUGUUCGACACAAGACGACAAUACAGUAUGCCGCACGACCUGACAUGGCAAAGCUGGCCUAUAGGAAACUGCCAGGGAAAAGUCCUGGAGUCGUGUUCCUGCCAGGUUUUGCCUCCAUCAUGGGCGGUCAGAAAGCAGAAGCCUUAGAGGAGUUCUGCAAAUCAUUAGGCCACUCAUAUCUCAGGUUUGACUAUUCUGGCUGUGGAUCAUCUGAAGGAGAAAUGAAAAACUACAGCAUCGGUGCCUGGAAGAAAGAUGUGCUAUAUAUACUGGAUGAACUUGUAGAGGGACCACAGAUCCUGGUAGGUUCCAGUAUGGGCGGCUGGCUGAUGCUGCUUGCGGCUCUUUCACGCCCAGAGAAGAUCGCUGCUUUAGUGGGCAUCUCCACGGCCGCUGAUCACUUUGUCACAGCCUACCAUGCGCUGCCAAUAGAGACAAAGAAGCAAGUAGAAGAACAAGGCUUUUGGAAGUUCCCUACCAAGCACAAUGAAGAAGGUUUCUAUACUUUGAGCUUAGACUUUCUGAAGGAGGCGGAGAACCACUGCAUACUUCACAGCCCCAUCCCUCUGUCCUGCCCGGUACGUCUCAUACACGGGAUCAAGGACUCAGACGUCCCCUGGCACGUCUCCAUGCAAGUUGCAGAACGCGUGCUUAGUAACGACGUAGACGUCAUUCUUCGCAAAAACGGGCAACACCGCAUGUCAGAGAAAGAUGAUAUUAAACUCAUUGUGUACACUGUAGACGAUCUCAUUGAUAAACUGACCACAUUAGGGUAAGGGGUCCUGAGAUGAAUCAAAGGGGAUUGUUUAAACACAUUUGACUUUCUCUGUUGUGUUGAUAAGAAAUGGAGAAAUUUUGGAAACGUUUAUGCUGCUCUUUCCAAUACCGUGAAAGUAGCAAGGGGCUGGUAUCAAAAAAUGCCAGCAUGAACAUUCAUCAAAAAUUUUCCUUUCGUAUUCCACAGAAGAAAGUUAUUGAGUAUAGAAAAACAUGAUUAUGUAAGUGCUGAAAUGGGAAUUUUGUAUAUUGGAGCAAAUUGUUUUAUUUUUAUGCGCAUAACAAAGUUUGCAUUUCUUUUACAUUAGUAAAUACAAUAAAUCCACAAAUAGACAUUCUAACCUCUGUCAACACAAAUGAAAAUGCCAAACCACAUGUGCUGUACCAGGAUCUCACCCUACUUUGCCUUAUUGUUUAUGUUGUUCUUGUAUUGUAGCUUUAUUAUAUUUUUAAAGUCAUCAUUUUUUUUACACGUAUCCUGACGCAGUGUUUUAUUUUAGAUGUGAUAUGAUCGUCUAAUGGCUCUAUUCUUUAAUUGUCUUCUUUCCCCUCUAAAGUACACAUCUAUAGACAGAUGCAUCCUGUGUUUGUGUUUCGUAUGUUCUUGUCUAUAUCUUAUUUCAAAGUAUCAUUUUGUUUCUGUGAUCUGGAAACAAAAUCAAAAGCAUAUAGAUCAGAAUAGCUAUGAUAUGCUUUUGAUGCAGCCAGGAAUUCAGCUUAUGGGACGGAUUCCAACAUCUUCAUUCUUAUUCAUGCAUUCAGUAUUUUGUAAAUAGAUGAACAGAGAACACAAUUUUAAAGAGUGAAAGAUUUAGAUCUAUAUAUGUACACUAAAUAAAUACUAUAUGUAUGUUUUA